Vombatus ursinus (common wombat) is the source of this 5908-nucleotide messenger RNA. It is a transcript of the gene NEK1, whose product is annotated as NIMA related kinase 1. The record is from RefSeq and is a predicted model, not a curated record. Lineage: Eukaryota; Metazoa; Chordata; Mammalia; Diprotodontia; Vombatidae. Gene Ontology annotation, biological process: protein phosphorylation. The transcript is spliced from 39 exons. Bases 587 to 4534 code for a protein of 1315 amino acids. Gene Ontology annotation, molecular function: protein kinase activity; ATP binding.
UGGGUACGCGUUGUGCCGCCGCCGCCGGACUCUGCGGAGCCGGGGCAGCGAGGCAGGCGGGCUCGGGAAGUUGAAGAAGCUCCAACUCGGAGAGAGACGGAGGACGGACGCUGCAGCCGCCAGGAAGCUGGUUCGUGGGGCCGGGGGGCUGCAGGACUUUGUAGGGCAUAUGGUGCAUGGGAAUUGAAUUGAAAGUUUCUUCACCUGAAUUGAGAGGCUUUAUAACAUUCAGCAACCAGCCUGCCUCACAUUAUCUGAUGUGAGUGAAACCUGGCCCAAGAAGCAGAAUUCCUUUAUUGCCUUGCACAUUUUGGAUUCCCUGAGAGAAAGUUGGACUGUUAGGGUCUACCAGCGAGUACACUCCAGGGCUUUUAUUUUUAAAUAACCUCCCCCUUUGUUGUGGGGACAUGGUCUACAUCCUAAGCUGCUGAGUGACUGGGAAUACAUCUUUUGUCUUCUGCACUGGACAGACUGGACAAGCUUGGUGUCUUGGUGAUCAUUUCCAGAGACUUUUGAAGUUCUUGUUCCCUGUAAUGUAAUCCUCAGUGAUGAAGCACAUGUAUAAGGAUGCAUUAAGAAAAGAACCAUGGAUAAAUACUGUAAACUCCAAAAGAUUGGGGAAGGAUCCUUUGGAAAAGCCAUUCUUGUUAAAUCUAGGGAAGAUUACAAACAAUAUGUUAUUAAGGAAAUUAACAUCUCAAGGAUGUCCAGUAAAGAAAGAGAAGAAUCAAGGAGAGAAGUUGAAGUGUUGGCAAACAUGAAGCAUCCAAAUAUUGUCCUAUAUAGGGAAUCAUUUGAAGAAAAUGGCUCUCUCUACAUAGUAAUGGAUUACUGUGAAGGAGGGGAUCUAUAUAAACGAAUAAAUGCCCAGAAAGGUGUGUUGUUUCCAGAAGAUCAGAUCUUGGACUGGUUUGUGCAGAUUUGUUUAGCACUGAAACAUGUGCAUGACAGAAAAAUUCUUCAUCGAGAUAUAAAGUCACAGAACAUAUUUUUAACCAAAGAUGGGACAGUACAGCUGGGGGACUUUGGAAUUGCUAGAGUUCUUAAUAGUACCCUUGAGCUAGCUCGGACUUGCAUAGGAACUCCAUACUAUUUGUCACCUGAAAUCUGUGAAAACAAACCUUAUAAUAAUAAAAGUGACAUUUGGGCUUUAGGUUGUGUCUUAUAUGAGAUGUGUACACUUAAACAUGCAUUUGAAGCUGGCAAUAUGAAAAACCUAGUACUGAAGAUCAUCUCUGGAUCCUUUCCUCCUGUUUCCUUGCAUUAUUCCUAUGAUCUCCGUAGUCUACUUUCUCAUUUAUUUAAAAGGAAUCCUAGGGAUAGACCAUCAGUCAACUCCAUAUUGGAGAAAAGUUUUAUAGCCAAACGUAUUGAAAAGUUUCUUACACCUGAGCUUAUUGCUGAAGAAUUUAGUCACAGAGCAUUUCACAAAUUUGGAGCUCAUCCUUUACCAGCCAAAAGACCAGCUCAGGGACAGAUCUUUGCAUCUCCUGCUCCAGCACAGAAAAUUACAAAACCUGCCGCAAAAUAUGGGGUGCCUUUAACACAUAAGAAAGUGGUGGAAAUGCCUAAAAAAGUCCAUGAAAAGAAGCCACCGUCAAGAUACAAACAGGCCCAACAAACUCCUUUGAAGAAAGUGAAUCCUGGAGAAGAAAGGAGGAAAAUGUUAGAGGAGUUAGCAAGGAGGAGAAGGUUGGAAUAUCAUGAAAAAGAAAAAAAACAAAGGGAACAGAUUAGUUUAUUGAAACAAGAACAUAUGAAAAGACAAGAGAAGGAAAGGAUGGAGCGAAUAAAUAGGGCCAGGGAACAAGGAUGGAGAAGUGUUCUAAGUUGUGGUGGAAGUGGUGAAGUUAAGGCUUCCUAUAUUGGUGGUAGAAGGGCAAUGGCACCAGGUCCUUUUCCUUCCCGAGCACCAUAUGAACAUUACCAUGCUAUUUUUGAUCAAAUGCAGCAACAAAGAGCGGAAGACAGAGAGGCUAGGUGGAAAGGAGAAAUACAUCGCCAUUGCCUUCCUGAAAGAGGUGUUCCUCCUGGAAUACGUCCAGGAUUUCCUAAUGGGGCUGCAGGUCAUCACCAUUCUUCUGAUGCUGAUACAGUUAGAAAAACAUUGAAAAGAUUGAAGGCCGUGUCUAAACAAGCCAAUUCAAACAGGCAAAGGGGACAGCUUCCUGCAGAAAGAGCAAAACAAGUAGAGGAAUUCCUACAGCGGAAACAAGAAGCCAUGCAAAAUAAAGCUCGAGCUGAAGGACACAUGGGUACCCUGCAAAACCUGACAGCUAUGUGUGGAGGCAGGUCCAGUUCUUCAAGAGGAGGGAAACCAAGAAACAAGGAGGAAGAGGAGUACUUGGCAAGAUUAAGGCAAAUAAGACUUCAAAACUUCAAUGAACGCCAACAAAUUAGAGCCAAACUUCGUGGUGAAAAGAAUGAUCCUGAUGGCUUCAAAGGACAAGAAGGGAAUGAAGAAAUAGAAAUUAGACGCAAAAGAAUAGAAAUACUAAAGGCCCAGGCAAACACUCGAGCUGUUGUAUUGAAAGAACAACUUGAACGAAAGAGAAAGGAAGCAUAUGAGAGAGAGAAGCGAGCUUGGGAAGAACAUCUGGUAGCUAAAGGCAUAAAAAUUGGUAAUAUACCUUCCAGUGAGAGAGCAGCAGCACUUGGUCAUUUCCAGGAACAGCAUGAACCGGGCAGCCCUCCUUCCCAGGUACAGGUGAAGCCUAAUAUACCAGUCAUCUCCAUCACAUCAGCUUUGAAAGAAGUGGGUGUGAACAGAAGUUUAAUUGACAUUCAGGAAACUUCUGAAGAAAUGAAAAUGACUGAUAAUGCUCUUUCAAAUAAACGAGAGAUACUGCGUAGACUAAAUCAAAACCUCAAGGCUCACAAAGAGGAAGAAGAAAAGACACAAACCUCUGAAAUUUGUGAAAUAACUGUGAAUGAAGACAUUAAGGAUCAUCAGGAAGAAAAAUCUGUAUCAUCAGAACGUAAGAAAUGGGAGCCAGGAAGUCAACUGGAAAUUCCUCUAGCCAAAUUAACAAUGGAAGAGACCUUUCCUACAGAACUUACAGUGGGACAUGUUAUUAAACUAGACAUUGAAGGAUCUCCAAGAAGAGCCUGGGGAAAAAGUCCAACAGAUUCUGUUCUUAAGAUUCUUGGAGAAGCUGAACUACAACUUCAGACACAAUGUUUGGAUGAGAUAACCCUUAAAAAUGAAGCCUGUGAAGGAAAAAACUCCAAAACCUUAGCCAUGGAGAAAAAAGAAGUACAGUUUGUUCCUGUUGAUAUAGAUCCUUCACCUGUAGUUAAUAAAGCUGAUAUCAAAGCCUCUCAAGAGCUGAAACUUAAGGAAGCAGAUGAAUUUUUACAAAUGGCAUUAAAACCAGUUAUGAUGGAAGAAAAAUUAGAAGAACCUGAUGAUUUGGAAGCGGAAAUCUUGGAAGGAUCAAGUAAAGCUAGCAAAAAUAUUGACUUGCCUUUAUCUGUCAACGAGGUGUGGCUUAGAGACUCAGAGGAGACAGACUUGGAGAAUAAAACGAUGAAACAAAAUGAUCUUGAAGCAACUUCUGAAAGAAGAAAUCUGAGUGAAAUUGAAUCACCUAAUAAAGUUCAGAUAGAACCUGCUUUAGAUGAUUCUGUGCAACCUGAACCUAAUCUGAAGAAGUCUAUGCAAUCUGAACCAUUUUUUCACAAAGUAGAUCCUUUGGAAGCCUUGAAAAAAGCCACCUUCAUUCCAUCAAGUCAUCUUACACAACAACAGUCUUUUCGUGCUCGUUCUGAUUCACCAGCAAAAAAUAAAGGCAAGAAUUCAUUGCUAAUUGGACUUUCUACUGGUCUAUUUGAUGCAAAUAAUCCAAAGAUGUUGAGAACAUGCUCACUUCCAGAUCUCUCUAAGUUGUUCAGAACAUUGAUAGAUGUUCCCACUGUGGUAGAUGUAUGUCAAGACAAUCUUGAAAUAGAGGACACUGAAGAUGAACCCAUUAAAGAAGCACCUUCUGAUUGUGAAGAGAUGAUAUUUGGGGAGGCAGACCCAGAUUUACAGGAUCUUCAGGCCUCUAUGGAAAGGUUACUUCGAGAACCUAGUGAAGAAUAUAGUGAACCUAGUGAACCACCUAAUGAAGAAUCUAGUGAAGAAGAAGAAGUAGAAAUUGUCUUAAAAUCCAUCAAUGAGGGACAUAUAGCAAAUGGCACAGAACUUGCUGACGAGGAUGACAACAUAAGCAGUGAAAGUGUUCUUAAUGAAGAGUGGCAUUCAGAUUACAGUGAUGGUGAUAUUGCCAGUGAAUGUGGAGAAUGUGAUAGUGUCUUUAACCAUUUGGAGGAACUGAGACUUGAUCUGGAGCAGGAAAUAGGCUUUGAUAAAUUCAUUGAAGUUUAUGAUAAAAUAAAGGUAAUACAUGAAGAUGAAGAUGAGAAUAUUGAGAUUUGUUCAACAAUAGUUCAGAAUAUUCUGGGAAAUGAACAUAAGCACCUCUAUCCUAAGAUCCUUCAUCUAGUCAUGGCAGAUGGAGCCUAUCAGGAAGAUAUUGCAAGAGGCUUGUGACUAUGGGAAGAUAAAAUGCGAAUUCAAUUAAAUCCCUGCAAGUGGGAUAAUGAUGAAUAAACCUGACUCAGGAAUUUCUUUUGCCUUCUGCUAUGGGAAAUCAUUGGAACUCUGCCCAGCAGAAUAACAAGAUUCAGUCAGAAAUGUAGCAAAGACUCAUUUUAUAGAAUAAGAAUAUCACUAUUAAGAUGGGCAUGCUGAUUGCAUGAAGGAGCCAAGGAAACAUACCAUUUUAAACUUAAAAUAUUAGUGCUUUGCGUAUUUUCUUUGUUCCUUGAGUUUAAAAGUUAGUUUCUGUUGAAUCUGUGUUUGUGUGUCUAUGUAUGUCUAUACAGAGAUACAUACAUACUUCAUGUCAAACCAUCCAAAGCUUAACAGGAAUGGGCCUGGGCCAGGAAUGGUUUUAAUGGUUUUAAAGAAUAUUUAUCAUGAAAUAAGGUAGCAUCAACUGUUGUAGUAUGGAUGAAAAACAGUGACCCAUAUUGUGAAAAACUUGACUGUCACAUUACAUUCAAGUAUUACACUUUUUUUUCCCCUAGACUAAACUGCUAAAAGGCAGUUUUUGGUGUUUGUUGUUUUUUUAUGAGCUAAUACACUAAAUUAAAUAAUCUUGUUAAGAUCCCUCUCUGAAUACUUAACAUUUUUGAAGAUGCAGUUUGUAUCCUAAUAUAUAUUGUAACCCAACAGUAUCACCCAAACCAACUUACUAGAUAAAAAUUGAGGCACUGUUCUAGAGAUCAUUAAAAUUUUUGAUUUGCAAAGGAUAGAUGGAAAAUUUUAUUCCUUGAUGUUCAGAAAAUACAACAGUUUCUUCCAGUUAUGUUUUAUUUGGUCUAGAACCUACAGAAGUACUUGGAAAUUUGCCUGCUUUUGUAACAUUGACCCAACAUGUAGCUUAAAAGUAGCAUCCCUCUUUGGUUUGCAUCUCUUAUCCACAGUUGCUAUAUAAUGAUUUACAAAGAAACAAUGUUUCCAAUCCCCAAUUUUACUUCUGUAUAAAUAAUUUCUUGCAAUCAGCAUCUCAGUGGGAAAAGAUCAUUUGAUGGUUUCUUCUACUGCUUUUCAUUACAAGAGGAUCCAAGUUUCACAGAGUCAGGUAGUUUUUUUCUUUGAGAUGAUGGCGACACAGCACAAUCUCUACCUGCAACAGGGCUAAGAAUUAGAUAGAAAAUAUCUGACAUCCAGAUAGAGAAUGUUAACCUUUGAGCAAAUGCAGCCUGACUGGCAAAAAUCUCACUAGUUUAAAAAUAAAAACAGUCUUCACAGCAGCACUAUGUUGAAGUUAUUAUGUAUAUUAUUUUUAACAUUCAAAAAUAAAUAACUUGAUUUUUGUAUAUUUCUUUACUUUUGUGAAGUUACUAUUAAAUUUUUUCU